ACAGACACACCCAGACAUACACAAGUAUAUAAGGCGAUUGACGGUGCACCUGAAGGCUGACCACUAAACAGGUGUUAGGUAGAGUCACAAAAACAACAGGAGGAUGGAAGAAAAGGGAGCAGAGAAUGGAGUGGCGAAUAUGGCAGCCAUCUGGCAGGGAUUUGAUCCUGUAGCGUAUCUGCAGAAUGAAUACACUCCACCACAGGCUGAUUUUGAAAGAAAGGACAGCCAUGUGUCAUGGAGACUGGGAUGCCUGCAUAGAGCUUUCACUGAAGGCAAUGUGAGUGGUGAGCUGCUGGUGGACAUAGGUUCAGGUCCCACCUUGCACCAGGUGAUGAGUGGCUGUGAGGCUUUCAACAAGGUGCUCCUCACAGAUUUCCUGGAGGUCAACAGGCAGGAGCUGAGGUGCUGGCUCCAGGACGAGGGAGGCUGCAGCAUGGACUGGACACCCUUCCUACAGCACGUCUGCAAGCUGGAGGGACGACAGCCCUCAGCGUGGACAGAGAAGGCUGCCAGGCUACGUCAGGUCAUCAUGGACAUUGUCCCCAUUGACGUGCACUCCCCUCAGCCUCUGGCCCUUGACGUCCUUCCUUCAGCAGGGGCCGACUGUCUCGUGUCCUGCUACUGUCUGGAGAGUGCCAGCCCUGACCUGGCUGCCUUCACCAGGGCCCUGGGCAACAUUGGGAGGCUCCUACGUCCCGGUGGCCACCUCCUGCUCAUCGGAUCUCUGGGAAUGAGUUACUAUAAUGGGGCGCCUGGGCUAAAGAUCCCUACGAUUCCAGUGAAUGAGGCCCAGGUCUGUGCUAGUUUGAAGGAGAGCGGCUACACCCUGAUCAUGCUGGAGGUUUACACAUGGCCUCAGGACACAAUUGGGUUGAACGAUGACUCGUCUGGGGACUUUUUUGUAAAUGCAAUAAAGGAGUAAGUGUGAGAAAAGAGGAUAGAUAAAGGCUAUUAUAUAUUAGGCCGAGGUAAAUGCAAAGUGUAGCACAUUAAACAAUGAGAAAAUGGGCUACUGGUGAUGCUAAUUAUACUACUCACACAUAUUUGUUUUUUUGGGGAUGAGAGAAUGUUUUGAUUCUGAUCUUCAAUCAUUUCAAUUGUUUUCAAACUGACUCUUAAUGGAAAAAAUGCAAAGAAAAAAAACAUGUAAAUGAAAUAUUUCAU
Molecule: messenger RNA, 1167 nt
Organism: Sander lucioperca (pikeperch)
Lineage: Eukaryota; Metazoa; Chordata; Actinopteri; Perciformes; Percidae
Product: phenylethanolamine N-methyltransferase-like
Exons: 3
Coding region: 104-925 (273 amino acids)
Cellular component (GO): cytosol
Molecular function (GO): phenylethanolamine N-methyltransferase activity
Source: RefSeq, a predicted model, not a curated record